GCGUGCUGCCUACCUCUUGGAUCAGAGGACUCGGCUGCUUACGCUGGCUGGCUAGUGGGAGGGGAGCGGUGGGGUAGGGUGAGGGGUCAACGAUUGCGAACGACGGAGACGUAUCACAGUCUACGAUGUGAACGACGACGAGGCAAAUCGUACGUGCAGUACUUCAAGGAGAUUUCGUCAGCGCGGGAGUUCGUCCUGUCGCCCGACCAUUUCUACUACAUCCUAGGCUAUAAUCCGGAAACGAACAGACUGGCGAGCAUCCAGGGCGAGAUCCGCGUCGGCCAGACGUACCAGGCGCGUUUACCUGAUCUGAUCGUCGACCCGGGCCGGCAACGCGAAACGUUGUUGUGGACGCCGAAUUUGAUUGCUGACUCCGACCUGAUGAUUAUGGCGGCGUUCGCUGGCAUGUGCGAUGGCGGAUCACCAGACGACGGACGCGUCGCGGCGGCCAGGGACCAGACGACUACCAACGCGUUCAACGUCUUGCACGACAGCAACUAUGACACCGGCAAGGCUUUACAGCAACUCGUCAAAAACCCGAUCCCUCUGUCGGCCAAGAAGAAGUGGACCGAGGAGGAAACAGUGAGUGUUUGUCGAUGCCGGUCGAUCCGAUCGAUUGAUUUGUCGUCGUUGUCACCGUCAUCCUCAUCGAUGUUGUUGCCACCGUUUUCGUUUCCUCAUUUCACUCACCUUCACUCUUUGUUUUAUAGAAAAAAUUCGUCAAAGGCCUGA
Messenger RNA from Soboliphyme baturini, 732 nucleotides. Lineage: Eukaryota; Metazoa; Nematoda; Enoplea; Dioctophymatida; Soboliphymatidae. The record is from the annotation of a GenBank genome assembly.